Osmia lignaria (orchard mason bee) is the source of this 672-nucleotide messenger RNA. RefSeq names its product ATP synthase subunit d, mitochondrial. NCBI's taxonomy places the organism in Eukaryota, Metazoa, Arthropoda, Insecta, Hymenoptera, Megachilidae. Gene Ontology annotation, biological process: proton motive force-driven ATP synthesis. The record is from RefSeq and is a predicted model, not a curated record. Gene Ontology annotation, molecular function: proton transmembrane transporter activity.
UGGCUUACAAUUCGUAGUUCGAAAGAAGACGGAGGAAAAGGUUCGUACGUCAACGGGAGGAAUUAAAACGAGAUCCAAAGAUGUCUCGAAGGGCGGCAAUUACAGCAAUAAAUUGGACAGCGCUUGCCGAGCGAGUCCCGGAAUCUGAAAAAGCGUCAUUUUCCGCUUUUAGAGCUAAAUCUGAUCAAAUUUUGCAACGCAUGGUGGCUCAUCCUGAAGCUCCACCAGCAAUUGAUUGGGAAUAUUAUAAGAAACAUGUUUCAGCUACUAAUUUAGUGGAUAAAUUUCAGAAAGAAUUUCAAGCACUAUCUGUUCCAUAUCCAGCUGAUAAAUACACAGCUGACAUUGAGGCAAAAAAGCAGGAAUCGGCUAAAGAAAUAGAAGCAUUUACAGAAGAGGCCAAUAGAGCUAUUAAGGAAAUUGAAUUAGGAGGAAAUAACAUAAAGAAUAUGUUACCAUUCAAUUUAAUGACAAUGGAGGAUUAUGCUAUCUUAUAUCCAGAAGGUACCUGGAGUAAAACGAAUAUUUCAUUAUGGCCUCAUACAGAAGAUGCUCAAGAUUCUCCUGAGGAUGACCUAGAACCUGAUGAUGAUCAUUAAGUUCACAUGUUGAGAAUUAUCAUAGUCCUGUAAUAUUGAACAUUAAUAAUCAAAUUUUGGCUUUGAAUUAUUA